This is a messenger RNA of Ostrinia nubilalis (European corn borer), 1124 nucleotides long. Its product is annotated as shematrin-like protein 2. NCBI's taxonomy places the organism in Eukaryota, Metazoa, Arthropoda, Insecta, Lepidoptera, Crambidae. The coding region runs from base 35 to 955 and encodes 306 amino acids. The transcript has 2 exons. The record is from RefSeq and is a predicted model, not a curated record.
GCCGUUUCAGCAUAGACCGUAGGGAGAAAGAAAGAUGGCGUUUAGAACUACCUUCUUCUUUAUUGCGCUGCUAAGCACCGCUUACUGCAAUCCCCUUGGCAACCCCCUUGGGGCAACGACGGUAUGCGAGUCAGCACCGAAUUAUGGUCCUGUACCUUCCUAUGGUGCCACCACCGUGUGUGAGACCGCGCCCAAUCUACUUCCCUACGGCCUACCAUAUGGCGGACUUGGCGGACUUAACGGACUUAACGGACUUAACGGACUUAACGGACUUAACGGACUUAAUGGAUUUAACGGACUUAACGGAUUUGGCGGGGCCACAACCGUUUGCGAGACCAGCCCUAACGUAGGCCUCGGAUUGGGAACUCUAGGCCUGGCCCUCCCUUAUGGAGGCCAGACAACGGUUUGCGAAACCGCCCCUAAUGUUUUUGGCGGUUUAGGAGGAAUAGGGUUGGGGUACCCACUUGGAUAUUUAGGAGGAUACCCAUUGGGCGGACUCGGUGGAGCCACAACUGUCUGCGAAACUGCUCCCAGUCUGUUAGGACUGGGUUACUCUAAUCUAGGUCUAGGUCUGGGAGGGUUGGGAGGACUUGGUGGGCUUGGAUACGGCUACCCGCCGCUAGCCGCUGGUGGAGCGACCACAGUCUGCGAAACCGCCCCUAACGUGCUUCCUUACCUUGGUGGGUUGUCGCCCCUUGCUGGGUUGGGAGGCCUUGGAUCUUACGGAUUGGGGUUAGGAGGCCUUGGCGGUUUAGGAAGUCUUGGCCCACUUGCAGUUGGAGGCCUGAAUUCUCUAGGCUCGUCGACUGUUUGCGAGACUGCCCCUAACGGUCUGCUAGGUGGGGCUUUGAGUCCUCUGGGCCUCGGUGGGCCUCUGAGCGGGCCUUUGGGCCUCGGUGGACCCUUGGGCAGUCCUUUGGGCCUCGGCCUGCCCUACGGCCGGGCUUUUUUAUAAAGAACCAGUCCUCCUCCGUUUCCUCUAACGUUUCCAACACCGUAAUAGGAAGAGGCACUGCACCGAUUUUUCUCAGUCGACAAUCUGACUUGAAAACCUAUAACAACGAUCACCACUGCAUGAUUGGCUUCUAAUUAUAUCUAUGGUCUCUCAUCUCUAAGCCUGGGUU